Molecule: messenger RNA, 1572 nt
Organism: Angiostrongylus costaricensis
Lineage: Eukaryota; Metazoa; Nematoda; Chromadorea; Rhabditida; Metastrongylidae
Source: the annotation of a GenBank genome assembly
AUGUUCACGAUUCAGAUGAUCCCAUCAUUCACUGCAUCGCCUGUAUAUGACAUAGCAACCGGAAUUUACUACACAACUGGUGCCACUGCGGUCAUUCCCACCCCCGCUUACGAGCUAAUACCUCAUAGAGUAUUCGUUGGCGGUUUCCCGAUUAGUACAACUGAAUUGGAGCUAAGAGAGCAUUUCGAGCAAUACACCACUAUUAAAGAGGUAAAAGUAAUUAGAAGCGCCGACGGCAUAUCGAAGGGUUACGGGUUCAUCACGUUGGACAGUGACGAAGAAGCGGACUCAGUUCGCGCAAUGUCUCCUGACAAAUUGGAAUUCAAAGGUCGCAAGUUAAAUCUAGGCCCGGCUCUUCGAAGAAUGUCACAACGCUAUCCCACUGAUUAUGCAAUUGCUACACCAACAGGAGUGGUACAGUCACCCACUUAUGGUUGCACUUAUUCUUUCCCACCGCAAGCACCUUUUGUAAUGGUGAACGCUCCACAGGCAUAUGUCUACACACCGGGCUCGUCAGUUCCGCAGGCUAUGAUCUAUCCAGUUAGCGCACCUGCAAAUCAUGCUCAGGAGCAGCCUCCUAGUAAUGGCGCAAACGGAACAGUUGCCUCUCCUGUUGGCUCUCCUAUUCGUCACCAAACAUCAGCACCGAACGCUGAAGCGGUGAUGCCGAUAGCUGCGAAGCUGCCCGUGACUUCACCUGCAACUGCUGCCAGUUCGUCGGUGUCCGUGGUUGCGGCUCCUGCGCCCAUCCAGCAGCCUCAGGCCUGCAUACAGUAUCCGGUCUACUUACCAUCGCAAGCUCCACCCACUCCGAUAACACCAUCCGUCGUUGCCCAUCCACGGGGAUCGCCGACGAAUAUAUACAAUUCUCAUCUCACCUCGGUGCCGUCAGCACCGUAUUACUCUGCUACCGAAAAUCAAGGACUUCAAUACCAACAGGCAUUUUACUACAAUAAUACUCCUAUGACGGCAGCAGGGGAUGCGGCAAAUGUGCAGAUGGCUUACGGUAACGGUUCUGCUCCUGCCACCACCACACCGCUCUACGGUAGCACUGACUACACACCACCGCCGACUGCACAUCACUCUCAGGACUCACCACCUUUCGCACAAGGACUCUUCACUCCGUCUCCGCGUCAUGGAGUAGCUCCACAGCAUGCCGUCUGUCGCACAUUUCAGGAUAGUGAACGUCACACAUGCAGCAGCGUUCCGAAAGGAGAAUUUGACAAUGCAUGUCAAACUAGUGAAAGCGAUAUUUUAAGGAAUUCAGUGAUGUUUUGUGAAGACGCAGUAAAUGUAAAAUCAGCAUUCAAGUUCAAGAAAUCGCCAAAAAAUCGCCUGAAUGUUUUUAUCACUAACCAGUACCACGGUUUCCCUUGUGAUUCCUGCUUUGUACGUCUUGCUUCUGCCUCCGAAAAGUUAUUUGGGAAGUGUCAUGCAAAAGCUGGUGGUCGUUUUAUUCGUGCUCCUCCACGUGCUGCAAUGUCACUCACCGGGCAGUUUCAGUCAAUGCGUGUGUCGAAUGACCACCAAAAGGGUGAGUCGGUCUUCACAUUUGCAAUCCAUAUUGAGUGA